Molecule: messenger RNA, 887 nt
Organism: Paramacrobiotus metropolitanus
Lineage: Eukaryota; Metazoa; Tardigrada; Eutardigrada; Parachela; Macrobiotidae
Exons: 2
Coding region: 152-625 (157 amino acids)
Biological process (GO): translation
Cellular component (GO): ribosome
Molecular function (GO): structural constituent of ribosome
Source: RefSeq, a predicted model, not a curated record
AAGAAAACGGUAUCGAACCGAAUUAAUUUUUACAUUAUCGGAUAAUGUCCAUCCAUGAUUAUCCAUCUCAAUAUUCAACUCAGAUUCUCAAUAUCCACAUUUAGAAAUUAAUUACAAUUUUUCACCAUUAGAUUCAACACUUUAUGCCGAAAUGAUUCUAAGAAGAAUGUUUCGCACCUUGUUUGUCAGUGAACAGCUGAGGGCAAGCCAGACUACAUUUCCUUUUCUGAAUAAGCCGCUGAACCGAUUAUUUGGUGGAUUUGAGAUUGGGAAAGCGUUCCCCGCGCCAGGGCUUUUGGCUCGAAAUCGUGUUCACAACCUCAUCGAAAUCACUCAUGGACCAUUUGCAUCUGCGGCGUCUUCCACUCGCGCUUUCCACGCUGUUUCCCGACAGCCAGCCGUCGCAACAUCCCGUGAGCUCUUGCAACAACCAUCGGGCCUCAUCGUACCCGCCCGAUCCCGAUCGACGAAAGGCAAAGUCAGAGUGGAAUACAAGUAUACGCCGCUGCGCUGUCUCCGCCUUGGCUCCUACGAAGCACGAAUGGCGACUCCAUCGGGAAGGCGCAUUCUUAUGAACAGAAUUCUGAAAGGCUACAAGUACUUGGCCAUGUCUCCUCCUCGGUGAACUGAAGAGUUCAAGAAUUUUGCAGUCCUUAUUUACCCUUUGCGUGCGCUCUACCCAUCACUUGACGCUUAAGAAAUCGGUAAAGUUUUUCGGAUACAUUUUUGUGGUUCGUCAGUCGUAGCCAUCUCGUAUGGUACGUUGUUUAGUGUGCGCGCUCUGUAGAUAAAUUGUGUCGAUGUGGCUUAAAUUUGGAUAAAAAACCUUGAAGUUUACAACGUCACGCAAUGGCUUUUCUUUUGCGAUCGGACUUUGUAGAAUCAGA